UUGUGAUUCCUCGCAUUUGUGAUAUUCGGCUCGAGAAUGGUGGGUGGGUGGCGUUGCGCGUUUAUUAUAUGCGUCUGCGCAUGGUACGGAAAUACUGCGCGAAUACUCAUCGUAGUGCCAACUCCUUCUAUUAGCCAUCAGGUAGUGUUCCGUCCAAUAGCACAGGAGUUGGCAAAGCGUCAUCGUGUUGUUAUUUUAACUACCGACCCAGCCUUUCCAGACCAGGCCCCGCCGAAUCUCACAGAAAUCGAUCUCCACGACGUAUCCUACACUCCGUGGAUCGACCGCUUCCUUAAAACCGCAAAUAAAAAGCAAAAUGAUUUAUAUACUCAGAUAUAUACGGGGCUUGAUGUCAUAUUAGAAAUAUUCCCAAAGCAAAUGAAGAGUGAUAGUGUAAAGAGGGUGUUUGGAAAAGAAAAGCAUUUCGAUUUAGUGAUCGCGGAAGCAUGGACGAGACCGGCACGGGCACUGUCUCAUGUCUUCAAAGCGCCUGUUAUAUUGGUGACUACUUUUGGGGGAACGGAUGAACAAUACCAGUUAAUGGGGGCUCCUGUCGAUCCGAUAUUGUACCCAGACUUCCUGCGCAGGCGGCUGUUCAAUCUUACAUUAUGGGAGAAGGUGACAGAGUUAUAUAAUAGGUACAAAUUAAAUCGGUUAAUAAUGGCGCAUGAGGAGAAAGAAAAUGUGAUGCUUCGUGAUUUGUUUGGAAAGCAUACGCCUCCGUUGGAGGAAAUAAAUAAGAAUGUGGAAUUGCUCAUGUUGAACAUAGAUCCUGUGUUUGCGGGCUAUCGUCCUCUGCCGCCUAAUGUGAUACAUUUGGGGAGCCUUCAUUGUGCGCCGUCUAAAGAUCUGCCUCAGGACCUAAAGUCAUGGAUGGACUCAUCCAAGCACGGAGUCAUCUACGUGAGCUUUGGUACAAACGCGGAUCCGUCGCUGCUUCCACCGGAGCGUAUGGCGAUCUUCAUUCGGGUCUUCGAGACACUGCCGUAUGAUGUGCUGUGGAAGUGGAAGGAGCCGCCAGCGGGACUGCCGGCUAAUGUGCGGACGUCGGGUUGGUUGCCGCAGUCUGAUCUGCUGCGCCACAAGAAGCUGGUUCUCUUCAUCACCCAAGGAGGCCUGCAAUCCACAGACGAGGCCCUCCGCGCUGGUGUGCCUCUCCUAGCUUUCCCCAUGCUCGGUGACCAGUGGUUUAAUGCUGAACAAUAUGAGAGGCUCGGUGUGGGGCGAAGGCUGGAGUUUGCUUCAUUCACUGAUGUCCAACUACGGGAAAAUAUUGAAGAGCUAAUAAAGGACAAAGGUUACCGCUCCCGCUCAAAGCUAUUAAGUGAAGAGAUGCAAGACCGCUCAGAGUCGUCGCUCGAGCGCGCCAUCUGGUGGAUCGAGCGCACAUUGCGGCGCCGCACGCGCAGGCGCGCCCCCGCCGUACACGUCAACUGGCUUACCUUCAUCGAUGGAGACAUAGUAGCGGCCGCUCUUGUGCUGAUCAGUGUGCUGCUGUCGCUUUUUGGACUUUAUAAAGUGUUAACUAGAAGAAGUAUGAAAGUCAAAACUACUUAAUCGUAAAACAGUUGUUCACCCCCUUGUACAUAAUUGUGUUGUAUCUUCAUUAGAAGUACUUAUAGAGAAGAAACUCGUAACCAUUUUAAUGCGAAUACUAAACGGAUUUCAAAGGUUGAUUUCAAGCUUAUUCUGAUAAAGUUGUGACCGAAUGAACACACAAUUACAAUUAUCACAAAUAAUAAGAAUAUUGUUAUUGCAUCUUCCCUAUUGCCGACUGUUAUCUGUUUAUGUUUUUGUU
Cydia splendana is the source of this 1798-nucleotide messenger RNA. RefSeq names its product UDP-glycosyltransferase UGT5-like. The coding region runs from base 37 to 1557 and encodes 506 amino acids. The transcript is spliced from 4 exons. Lineage: Eukaryota; Metazoa; Arthropoda; Insecta; Lepidoptera; Tortricidae. The record is from RefSeq and is a predicted model, not a curated record. Gene Ontology annotation, molecular function: UDP-glycosyltransferase activity.